UUCCCGCUUUCAGUUCGCCGCCGAAAGCAGAACGUGCCAGACCCGAAAAGUUUAGUUUCGAGACGGAAAUCCCGGAAAUUUAUUCCGCUGUAAAUUCAAAUCCAGCCAGAAAAGCACUGAUCGCGAACGUAAAUAAACAAAGCGAACUUUAUUCGUGAAAAGUCAAAAGGUCCGCCAACAUGGGUUGCGCCACCACCAGCGUCAAGAUCACCUCUAUCGUUCUGAAUGCCAUUUUAGGGUUUCUGGCUGUGGGGGCUAUCGGAUGGAUUGCUUAUAAUGCGGACACGGAGACAGAAGAAUUCGUCAUAGCUGCCUACAUUGCCUGCUCGGUGAUCUUGCUCUUUGCCCUGCUGGGCAUCUUUGCAGCCAUCCGGGAAUCUGUGAUCCUGACAGCCACGAGUGCCGUCUUUUUGCUGAUCCUGGCCAUCCCGCAAAUCGUGAGCACCUGCCUGUUCCUGCACCAGUACGACGUGAAGAGCGGCCAGGAGAUGGUGGAGCUGGCCUGGCAGGCCAACAAUAUGGACGCACUGCAGCAGAAGCAUGAGUGCUGCGGCCAGACCAGUGCCCAGGACUAUGUGCAUCUUAGCCAGCUGAUUCCGCCCAGCUGCUACGCCGAUCUGCAGCAGACCCCCGACCAUCUGUACGUGGAGGGGUGCAUCGAGAAGCUGCAGAGCUUCUACGAGAGCGACAAGCAGCGUUUCAUCAUCGUGUCCUGGGUUCUAGUGGCCUUUGAGUUAAUCUGCUUUGCCCUGGCCGUCUUCCUAGCCGUCAGUUUUCAGAAUAAGCAGCGGCGCAUGGAGUUCUAGGGCGCCGCAGGAGCCUCAACCUGAUCCCACCACAGUACAAACGGAACUCGGAGUUGGGGUCUCACUAGCUUGUCUCGCUUCGACAUUUCGAAACCAAAAGAUUGGACAGUCAUAAAUUAUUCACUCCUACUUUAAAUUUACCUGUAAUUAAAGUACAUAAAUAUAGUUCAAUUACCCAUUAUAAUUAUCAUAAUAAAAGUGCGCCAUGUUUGUUUUCACAUGUCUCGCCGCCGCCUGUCA
Molecule: messenger RNA, 1046 nt
Organism: Drosophila kikkawai
Lineage: Eukaryota; Metazoa; Arthropoda; Insecta; Diptera; Drosophilidae
Gene: lbm
Product: late bloomer
Cellular component (GO): plasma membrane
Source: RefSeq, a predicted model, not a curated record